This is a messenger RNA of Zootoca vivipara (common lizard), 738 nucleotides long. RefSeq names its product homeobox protein EMX1. Gene Ontology annotation, molecular function: DNA-binding transcription factor activity, RNA polymerase II-specific; RNA polymerase II cis-regulatory region sequence-specific DNA binding. Gene Ontology annotation, biological process: neuron differentiation; brain development; regulation of transcription by RNA polymerase II. NCBI's taxonomy places the organism in Eukaryota, Metazoa, Chordata, Lepidosauria, Squamata, Lacertidae. The record is from RefSeq and is a predicted model, not a curated record. Gene Ontology annotation, cellular component: nucleus.
AUGUUCCAGCCGGGGGCGACGGCGGCCAAGCGCUGCUUCACCAUCGAGUCCCUGGUGGGCAAGGACAGCCACCCUCUAGGCGAAGAACCCCUCCGGCCGGCCGCCGCCGCCUCCCUCGGCUACCCGGCCAGCGCCGCCGUCGAGGCCUUUGCACACGGCUUCCAGGGCUCGGCAGCCGCCGCCGGGCGCUCUCUCUACAGCAGCCCGGAGCUGCUCUUCCCUGAGGCCGUGAGCCACCCGCAAGCCCUGGCUGUCCACCCGCCCCAGCUGGCCACCUCGCACCUCCCGCCCUCGCCGCACCCCUUCUUCGGCGCCCAGCCCCGCGACCCGCUCAACUUCUACCCGUGGGUGCUCCGCAACCGCUUCUUCGGGCAUCGCUUCCAAGGUGGCGAAGUGUCCCAGGAGAGCCUGCUCUUACACGGCCCCUUUGCCAGGAAGCCCAAGAGGAUCCGCACGGCCUUCUCACCCUCGCAGCUCCUGCGACUGGAGCGGGCCUUUGAGAAGAACCACUAUGUGGUGGGGGCAGAACGCAAGCAGCUGGCCAGCAGCCUCAGCCUCUCAGAGACCCAGGUGAAGGUCUGGUUCCAGAACAGGAGGACUAAAUACAAGAGGCAGAAGUUGGAAGAGGAAGGCCCAGAGUCGGACCAGAAGAAGAAGGGCUCCCACCACAUCAACCGAUGGCGGAUCGCCACCAAGCAAUCCAAUGGAGAAGACAUUGACGUCACGUCCAACGACUAG